Molecule: messenger RNA, 615 nt
Organism: Venustampulla echinocandica
Lineage: Eukaryota; Fungi; Ascomycota; Leotiomycetes; Helotiales; Pleuroascaceae
Product: Nudix protein
Exons: 5
Coding region: 1-615 (204 amino acids)
Biological process (GO): ribose phosphate metabolic process; nucleoside phosphate metabolic process
Cellular component (GO): cytosol; nucleus
Molecular function (GO): ADP-ribose diphosphatase activity
Source: RefSeq, a predicted model, not a curated record
AUGUCAGACGCCAAUGCCAAAGUGCUCAAAACAGAGCCUCUGAAAGAUAGCGACGCAAAAUGGACCAAGCUUAUCCUUACAACCUACUCAGACCCAUUAGGUAAACCCCGAACAUGGGAACACGCAGAGCGGCGAACAAGGCCGAAAGAUUCUGAUAUUGAUGGCGUGGGAAUCGUCGCGAUUUUGGAAAAGGCUACGGGAAAUGAGAUAGUCCUACAGAAACAGUACCGGCCUCCACUAGACAAAAUAGUUAUUGAGGUACCGGCUGGGCUUGUCGAUGCGGGGGAGUCUGCGGAGGAGGCUGCUGUUAGGGAGUUGAAGGAGGAAACCGGGUAUGUGGGAGUUGUGACUGAGAGCACUCCGAUAAUGUUCAAUGACCCCGGAUUCUGCAACACCAACCUUAGAAUGGUACACGUCACGGUGGAUAUGUCUCGUCCUGAAAACCAAAACCCGAAGCCGGAGCUAGAGGACAAUGAGUUCAUCGAGGUAUUUACGUUGAAGUUAGAGGAUCUUUGGGACGGCUGUAAGAGAUUGGAGAGCGAGGGAUAUGCGAUUGAUGCGAGAGUGGGCACAUUAGCUGAAGGUAUCGAGAUCGCUAGGCGGUGGAAGUUAUAG